AUCGGUUCAACUGAACUUAGCUGUUAAAUCUUAGCCACUUGGGCGUUUUGUUUAUGCUGUCAAGUUGUUUAAUUUGUUGACGUUUUGAAACUUUUUCUUUUUUUUGUCGUACUGAUCCUUUGUGAUACGAAAUGAAGUUUUAAAUUAUGGUAUUAAUUAGUGAAACCUAUGUAUGGAAAAGAUAUAGAGUGAUAUUUUUGCAAGUUGUUGAUUUCGGAUCAAAAUGAACAAAAUCAAAUCUCCUCCUAGGUAGAUCAAUGAGAUGGCUCGGAAGUUUGACAUGGGGAAGUGUAUUAAUAUAUCAGUUGUUGGCCUUUCAGGCACAGAAAAGGAAAAAGGUGCAGUCGGUGUUGGUAAAUCUUGUCUUUGCAAUAGAUUUAUGAGAGAUAUAGCAGACGAUUAUUAUGUGGAUCACAUUUCAGUAUUAAGUCAGAGUGAUUUUAGUGGUAGAGUUGUAAAUAAUGACCACUUUUUGUACUGGGGAGAUGUUGUUAAAACAUCUGAUGAAGGCAUUGAUUUUCAUUUUCAAGUUGUGGAACAGACUGAAUUUAUUGAUGAUUCAUCAUUUCAAGCUUUUAAAGGUGGAAAGAUGGAACCAUAUGUAAAAAGAUGUGCUGCAACCAAGAUAUCAUCUGCUGAGAAGCUUAUGUAUAUUUGUAAAAAUCAGUUAGGUAUUGAAAAGGAGUAUGAACAAAAAGUGUUACCGGAUGGAAAAAUAAGUAUUGAUGGUUUUCUAUGUGUUUUUGAUGUUAGUGCGGUACCCAACAGACCAGUGGAAAAGCAAGUUGAUGCAGUUUGCACCAUAUUAAAUAACAUAGUGAAAACAAAAAAACCUGUUGUUUUAGUAACCACAAAAAAUGAUGAUGGAAGUGAGAUGUAUAUCAAAGAAGUAGAAAAAAUUGUGGCAAGAAAGGAAUACAAAGGUCUCAUUCCAGUUAUUGAGACAUCUGCUCAUGAAAACAUUAAUGUUGAUCUUGCAUUUAUUACUUUGGCCCAACUAAUUGAUCGAAACAAAGGGAGAAUAAAAAUUUGUUCAUAUGCAGAAGCUGCUCGUGCACGUAAAGAACAUUUAGAUGUAACAACAGAAGCAUUUCAAUCUCUCAUCCGUUCUCAGAUAACUGAUCAUCAGUCUAUGUGGAGCCAAACUUACAAAAAAUUUGCUAAACAUGAGGAUUUGUUAAAGUUUACGCACGAGUUUGGCAGUGCAAACACUCAACGAAUUUUCAGGCGCCAUGUAAAAAAGCUGAAGGAUGAUCAUUUUGCAAAGAAGGUACAAAGUUGUAUUGAAAUUCUUCCUGAUGUUUUACAAGAGUUGGUUCCUGAUAUAUCUCUCCUUCAAGAUUGUGACUGGCCUGUUGUAUUACAACAUAUUAAAGACCAUCCAGAUUUCAAUAACCACUUUUAUAAAUCAGGAGAAGAAUCAUCUUGGAAUGAAACAGACUGGAACACACCUGGAGAUAGUCGGGAAAGAAGGUUACCUGCCAAUAUUUUAGAAACAAGCGAAGCUGAAACAGUGUUUAAAACCCAUGUUCUUGCAUUUCAACAAGAACAAAAGAAAUCAGAAUGGAAGAAACAGUUCAAACAGUUGCUUGAAGAUACAGGUUAUGUCACUCCUGGAAAACUGCUUCCUGAAAUUAGAGUAUUAUUCAUGGGUAGAGAAUGUUUUGAAAAUUUAUCAGAACAAGAAUGCCAGCAGAUUUAUGAUCGUCAUCAAAAAGAUAUUGUGGAUAAAGCAAAACAUAACUUUCAAGAAUUGCUAUUAGAAAAUGCUGAUUUAUUCUACCACUUCAGGAGCAUAGCUCCUACUGGCACAAUUACACAAGAUGAUAUAAAAGAAAUUACGGAUGCUCUUAAAGAUGACUCCAGGUACAAAGCUCUUGAUAGACUAGACCAAGAUAGAAAACUAAUGCUGUUUCAACAUCUUGGUUUUGUUCAUUGCCCUAUUAGAGAACAUUGUCCAGCUUUUCCUAAUUGCAUGGAUGCACUUAUUGAACGUAUUUUAUCUAAUAAAGUGCAAAGAAGUUCUUGGAACCAAGGGAUUUACUGGCCUUUAAACAGUAGCAGUAGCCAGUUGAAUCUGGUCAUAUUAGGAACCAAUGGUUUAGCGGAUGAAUUUUCAUCAGAAAUGAAGUCAUUAUGUGAAGAUGAUGAUAUCGAAAUAGAUUAUCAUCUUUAUACUUUAGAAACAAGAAUAAUAGAUGGAGAUGUUAGCUUACCUCAAAAUUCAUUUCAAUCAUCAGAAUUUGUGCCCCAUGGAUGCUUUUGCAUUUAUUCGGAUUCUUCUUCCUUUGAAUACAUCCGUGAAAGUUUAGAAAAAACUCUUGUUUCAAACUUAGAAAAAGAAGACAGACUGCCAUUUCAAGGUUUGCCUAUGGUUAUGUUAUUUGUCGCAGAAUCUCAUUUGGAAGAAGAUGAGAUUCAGAAACUACAUGAAGAAGGCCAGAGUUUGUCAGAUAGUUUGCAAUGUCUGUUUGUUGAUGUUUCCUUGGAGGAUGAACUGUAUAAUGCUGAAAAAUUUAAUUCUAAAUUGAUUAAGAAAGCUCUUAGACUACUUUUACAGAAUAUUCAUGAGCGAGUGGGAGUUGGAAAUGUUUAUCAGUCAGUUAUAGAUGGCAUAGAACCUGAUAUAAGGAUUAUCAUGUGCUUGUUCUGUGGUGACCCAUAUUCAGUUGAGAAUGUUUUGACUCCGCUUUUAAGUCAUCAUUGUUGCGUAUUAAGUGGCGAAAGAAGUAUUAUCAUUGAAACCUUCUUAGGUUCUUCAAAGAGAAAAGUUGAAGUUAUUGUAUCUUCAUUUCAUGGAGCAAAUGCUUUUCGUGAAGAAUUAGUUCAUGGCUUUAUAUUAGUUUACUCAACCAAGAGGAAAGCUUCCCUGGCAACUUUAAAUGCAUUUUCAAUGAACAUACCAAAUCUUCCUAUCCAAAUUAUGGCUAUCACCGAUAUAGGAGGAGUCAAUGCUUUCUUUACAAAUGAUUUGUGUCAUUUAUUAAUUACUGAAGGUAAUGCUACUGCAGAUAGGCUGCAAGCACACUUUACAACUUCAAAUUCAUCAUUUCAACAUAAAGCUGCCUUUUAUACACCAUUUUUCAAAGAAGUUUGGGAGAAAAAACCAGAAAUUGAACGAGCCUUUCAUUUAGAGGAACCACUGAGUAAUAAUCUGGUUGAUGAUGAGUUAUUACCUCCUCUUCGCAAUCAUACAUAUCAUAUAAAACUUGCUUCUAAGGAAGGGGCAACACCUGAUUUGUUUGAUAAACAUGAUAUCGAAGAUGGCUCUUUUUCUCCUACUUUUUCUCAUGAACAGAUGACACUUGGAAGUGCUAGUGAAGAAUCAGAUACUUAUUCUCCUCUUGACAAUCAACAUAAAUUGAAUUCUGUAUCUCCACAUAAAAUGCUUCAAGGAUUUCAAGUCUAUCCACCUCCAGCCACACCUCCAGAACCUGCUCCACCUGAUCAUCCUCCAAGACACAUGUUGAGUAAUUCAUCCAAUAUGUUAGGUUCUUACACAAGUUUAGAUGAGAUCACGUGCAAUUUAAUGAUUUGAGUAACUUCCACUUUUACAUUUUUUUUUUUAAAUCUGUUGUAAAUUCACGUUCUUACAAAGAUAAAUUUACUUUAACUACAUGUUUAACAUUUAUCAAUGUAACUUCAAAUAAAAACUAAUGACUUUGUGAUUUACCAUUAAAUUAGUUCCUUUUUUUUUUUUCAAAGUAAAACACUAAUACUUUUUUUGGCAAAAAGUAUCUAAAAAGUAAUGACAUGAAAAUUAAAUUUAAUGUGUAUUGAUUUUGUUUAAUAGACAUUCAUUAAAUAAGCACUGUAGAUUAUUAUAUAUUAACAGCUGUGCUAUGAAAGAUAAUAUCUACAGAGUAAAGAUAGUUUUGUAAGUCCUCGGAAGAGGGCAAAAAAGUUUUUUACCAAUUAAAUUUAACCAACAUGUAAAUUGUAUUAAAAGGUAUGUGCUACGAAUGUCUUACUUUAUUAAGGAAAGAAAUUGUUUUAUUACCUUCUGUUUCUUUUUUACUUUCGCAUCAAUUUUAUAUUCUAUUAAAUCAUAACAGUCUGCAAAAAUAAUAAAAUGUAGAAGAAAAAAAUCUUUUAAUGUUAUAUGUAUUAUUCUUUAACUGGAUGUUUUUCUAGUUAGCAGGUUGUAUUUUAAUAUUGCUGUUUUAUUAUUCUAUUUACCAAUUUUGUUAAAUCUUUAUCUAGAUUUUUGACUAUGUGGUUGAGUUUCUCAAAAAUUAAGAUUAUUAUUCCAUG
This is a messenger RNA of Nezara viridula (southern green stink bug), 4254 nucleotides long. Lineage: Eukaryota; Metazoa; Arthropoda; Insecta; Hemiptera; Pentatomidae. The record is from the annotation of a GenBank genome assembly.